AUGGAUUUCAAUCCAUUUCAGGACUCGGCAAAUUUUGUUGACUUACUUAAUAGUCAACAAAAUGUUGUCUUUGGCAGUCAAGGAAGUGUUUCACUCUCUUCCUCGCAACCCCCGUUCGUAGCCAGUCAACAUAACGACCUUCCAGCUGAGCGUAAGGAACGGAGGACGUGGACGGUCACAGAAGACAUAGUGCUUAUUAGUGCGUGGUUGAACACGAGCAAAGAUCCGGUUGUAGACAAUGAGCAAAGGGGAUACUCUUUCUGGAUCAGAGUAGCAACAUACUUCUCGGCUAGUCCCAAGGUUGCUGAGAGUGAUAAAAGAGGGCGUACUCAAUGCAAGCAACGUUGGCACAAGCUGAAUGAAGCAGUUUGCAAGUUUUGUGGGGCGUAUGAAGCAGCAACCAGAGAGAAAAGCAGUGGUAUGAAUGAUAAUGAUGUUCUUAAAUUAGCCCACAAAAUCUACUUCAACAAACAUAGAAAGAAGUUCAUACUUGAACAUGCUUGGAACUCUCUUUGCAAUGACCAGAAGUGGUGUCAACUCUUUACAGAGAAAAAUGAUAGCAGCUCCAAAAGGAGGAAGUUUGUGGAUGGUUCACAUUCUGUAAGCUCUCAGAUGAAUGAAAAUGAUGCUGCUGUAGAUGGUGAUGAAGGUCGUCCCUUGGGUGUUAAGGCGGCAAAAAGGCAUGGGAAGAAGGCGGUCGUUGAGGGGAAGGAGCGGGAAGAUUUUGAUCAUAUGUGGGAACUGAAGAAGGAGGAUUUGAUCCUGAAGCUAUCGCUCUCGAAGAUGAACCUACUUUCCCAACUUUCUGCAAGACAAGGAAACCUAGACGAUACAGAAGAAGUUCUGAAGAAGAAGCUCAUAGAAGCGUUGGUGUCUGCAGGGAUCUAA
Molecule: messenger RNA, 888 nt
Organism: Brassica napus (rape)
Lineage: Eukaryota; Viridiplantae; Streptophyta; Magnoliopsida; Brassicales; Brassicaceae
Product: glutathione S-transferase T3-like
Exons: 1
Coding region: 1-888 (295 amino acids)
Source: RefSeq, a predicted model, not a curated record